AGUAGACUUGCCCAGCCCACACAAGUUGCCGUAGUCAUUUUUUGCGUAAACUGAGACAGUCGAAUCAUUUUUUACAGAAAAUGUAGUCAACAUAUUUUCCAUUGUAUCACUUACCACGUAUCGUGUUAUCGUCACGUAACUAAAUUUGUUUUAUUCUAAUGAAACUUUUACAACCGAACCCACUCGUCGAUAUUGCUGAAUGCUUUUACAUGAUUGACGAUUUAUUGCAUGUUCUAUAACAACUGAAUUAUCGCAGACUAUAAUGCACUAAGCUGAUUGAUAGCUUUCUAAAAAAGCUACCUGGUAGGUGGUCGAGAUGGAAUAGUGCAUCUAUUUAAACUUCCUCGGUAACUAUUUUUAGUCAGUACAGUCCAACCUUUCAUAACUCUCAUAUCUGUUGCAAACAUCUACAUCAAAAAUGUCCAAAAAGUUUACGGUAGUUAAAUUCUCUGACAUAUCGACAUAUGGAAGAAAUCCGUAUAAAUGUGUUCCGAGUUGGUGGAUUGUUAAACGACAUAUAAAUUAUGUGACAGUGCCGUAUCCACCCAGGACUGAGAUAGUCCUUGCCUUUAAAAAUAUAAUUAAUUGUGAACCGCCUUUACAUGGCUGGAAUGAAUAUUGUGGGACUGUUGAAUACGUAACAGAUUCUUACGCUGAAGGACUGAUGUUCAUAAAGGAUCAAGACCCACACUGUAUUCCCGAAGAAUUGAUAUUCGUAAGUCAGCUGACUGGAAAUAUAUUAUCACCGACGAAGAAAUCUAAUGCAUUAAUAACGUUCCUAUCAAAAAUUUGGCUGAGAUUUUACAGAACUUUUAAAAAAUAA
Molecule: messenger RNA, 823 nt
Organism: Microplitis demolitor
Lineage: Eukaryota; Metazoa; Arthropoda; Insecta; Hymenoptera; Braconidae
Gene: orph-Q6
Exons: 2
Coding region: 419-823 (134 amino acids)
Source: RefSeq, marked provisional